AUGCACCAAGCCUACCCCAGACUCCACCAGCUGCACAUCACCCUGGACACCUGCAAACACAAGGAUCACAGCAUUCUCAAGGGCGUCCCUCAUAUCUCCUCUGAGGUGGUGAUUACAAGGAAGGAGCUGCACCAUGGCAAAGGUAUUCAAACACCAGGGUGGCUCUCCUACAGCCUGAGUUUUGGGGGCCAGAAACAUGUCAUCUACAUGCGGCGCAAGAAACUAUUUUGGCCCCGACAUCUGGCGAUGAUGCCUCAGGAUGACCAGGGAGUCUUGCAGGUGGAUUACCUCUUGACUGUUAAAUUUUGUAUCUGCCAGAGAGGAGCCACUUGCAGCAUGGACAGGUACCCUGAUACAGAUGCCUUCAGCAACUGUUUUAUGGUGUAUGCAGCAGAACUGAUGAUGUAUACUAAGAAUCACUGUACUUUGGACAGGAACUAUCCAUCUUUCAGUAGAAGCCUGACAAUGGGUCUAUGUUAAAACUCUGUGGUGGAUGAUGGAGAGCAGUGUGACUAUGGCUCCUUCAGGCAGUGUUCCAGCAACCCAUGCUGCACAAGUAACUGCAGCUUUACACCUGGAAGUGCUUGUAACACAGGCAGGUAUUGCACAAACUGCACCUGCUCAUUUCUGGGGACAUUCUGCAGACCAAUCCAGAACAUAUGUGACCUUCCAGAGUACUGUCUUGGGCGGACCUUCACAUGCCCUGAAGAUGUUUAUCUGCAAGAUGGAACCCCGUGUAGUGAAGGCUACUGCUAUUAUGGAAAUUGUACUGACCCCAGUGUGCACUGCAAGAUCUUUGGUGAAGGCUCAGUGAAUGGCCCAGAUGCCUGCUACCUCAUAAAUAAAAAGGGAGACCAAUUUGAACAGUGUACAGGUAAUAGUCACUCCAGCUUAGUGCUUUGUGCUGGUGCUGACAUUCAAUAUGGACCCCUAAAGUGUACCAAUGUCACACAUCUGCUUAGGUUGCAAGAACACGUUGAAUUCCAUCAGUCUGUAAUACAGGGGUCCUUUUGUUUUGGAGUGGAUUUAUGCCUUGGAUCAUAUGCAACUGAUGUUGGUCAUGUGAGACCUGGUACACCCUGUGGUGGUAGGCAUUUCUGUGACAACGGUGUAUGCAAUGGUUCUGUGGCUGCCAUAAACUAUGACUGCUACCCUUCCAAAUACAACCUCAGGGGAAUUUGCAACAGUAAAAGGAACUGUCACUUCCAUGUAGGCUGGGACCCUCCCCAGUGCAUCCACAAAGGUGCUGGAGGGAGUGUCGACAGUGGACCCCUUCCAAGAACAAUGAGGUCAGUGAGGCAAAGUGAUAUGUCUGUGGUGUACUUGAGGGUGGUCUUUGGGCACAUGUAUGCCUUCAUAGCUGCUCUCCUUUUUGGAGUGGCCACCAAUGUGAAAAUCAUCAAGACCACUGUAGUCAAGGAAUUGACAGAUGAAAACUAA
Molecule: messenger RNA, 1440 nt
Organism: Artibeus jamaicensis (Jamaican fruit-eating bat)
Lineage: Eukaryota; Metazoa; Chordata; Mammalia; Chiroptera; Phyllostomidae
Product: disintegrin and metalloproteinase domain-containing protein 29-like
Biological process (GO): male gonad development; proteolysis
Cellular component (GO): plasma membrane; sperm head plasma membrane; external side of plasma membrane
Molecular function (GO): metalloendopeptidase activity
Source: RefSeq, a predicted model, not a curated record